AUGGACAUGGAGGGCAGGACGUUUCGCGUUCGAGGGAUUCCCCUCGACUGGAAUGAUGAGCGUCUAGAGUCGUACCUGCAAGUGAUGUUCCCCUCGUCAGUCCCUACGGCUAGAUCGGUUGCACUCGAGACCCAUCGCCGCUCGUUAACUGGGACCGUCAUCUUCCAAGAGACCCCAGCCGUCCUUCAGAGACUCAACCCUGGAAAGACUUUCAACAUCUUUCUGCCGAAGGAUCGAACCGCGCGUCCUGCAUACCUUAGUCUGGACGUUGAUUUCCUCGGCAUGACGACACUGUUCACACCUGUUGGUGAGGACCACAGAGUUGACGGUCAUGCGUUCGAAUCGUUUCAAGAGACAGACGGAGAUUAUAUGUGGCUGCGAGAUGCCCUGCAUUACGAUCUCACAAGCGAGGCCGACGACCGACCGAUGGCACGUGUCAUGAUAUACGGAUACGAAUCGAUACUCGCGGGGAGCCAAAACACACAGAAUAUAGAGGACCUAGCUACUUCGUUGAUGACAAGCCUGCGUUCGUUGGCCACCAGCCAAACGAGUCGACCGAUCAUUUUCGUCGCCCAUAGCUUGGGAGGACUCAUUGUUAAACAGGCCCUGAUCUCUUUGGCAAAGUCUGAAGACGAAGAUGACAAGAAGGUGAUUCAGGCAGUUUACGGGGUUGUUUUCUUCGGUGUCCCUCACGACGGAAUGGACAUUAGGUCUCUCAUACCGAUGGUUGGAGAUGGAUUGAACCGAUUUAUCGUUGAAUCGAUCAGCCAUAUCAAUUCGCAGAUUCUCACCAUUCAGCAGCGGGAGUUCGUCAAGGCGCUUGGGCCUGAGGGAAACUCAGAAGUUGUCUGCUUCUACGAGACGAUGGCAUCGCCCACGGCACAAGAAGAUGAGAACGGCAACUGGACUAUGACAGGCAAGCCGACAGUGCUAGUCACCAAGUCCUCGGCGACACAUUGCCGCCCAUGGGAAGAUGGCCCGCAGCACACCUGUGCCGUUGCUCGGACUCACUUGGAGAUGAUCAAGUUUGGGCCUAACGAUCCUGGCUAUGAUAAUCCACGUGAGAGGAUCCUAGGCCUGGCCCAACGGGCGGUGCGGAAGGGGAACGUAUCCCAACGACCACCGGAUGUUAACCCAACAUCUGUUUACUCAACACAAGCUCCUCUUCUCCGGCCGCAAUCAACCAGUGUUCAUGGCAUGAAACCCUCACGCCCAACCAGCCGCCUUGGCUUUGAGAUCGCCAUCAUCUGCGCCCUUACAAUUGAGGCCAAUGCAGUUGAAGCUCUCUUCGACUGCUACUGGGAUGAUAAUGGUCCCCCUUACGAUAAAGCCUACGGCGAUCCUAACGCCUACUCUACCGGUUCUGUCGGCCGUCACAAUGUCGUACUUGCUUACAUGCCUGGCAUGGGCAAGGCUAACGGCGCAGCUGUUGCGGCUAACUGCCGCUCAAGCUUCCCCAACAUCAGACUCGCUCUUGUUGUAGGUGUCUGCGGCGUGGCGCCCUUUGUGUACGGCAACAAGGAUGAGAUUGUGCUCGGCGAUGUUAUCAUUAGCGACAGCGUCGUCCAGUAUGACCUCGGACGACGUCUUCCUGAACGCUUCGUGCGCAAGGAUACUCUUUCGGACUCUCUAGGGAGGCCUCCCACAGAGAUCCGCUCACUGUUGGCGAAGCUCAAGGGUAUCCGCCACCAGAAGGAACUCAAAGACCAGAUGGCUAGGUACCUUGGUGAGCUCCGGAAAGAGCCAAAGUUGAAAGCAGAGUACCCAGGUAUCCAGUACGAUAGGCUGUUUAAUGCGGCCUACCGUCAUGUUAGCGACGGGGCGACAUGUGAAGCGUGCGGCUGUAAUGGCCAACUGAUUUCUCGAGCUCGUCUCAACCAGGACUCGCCACAACCACAACCCGAAGUCCAUGUCGGCAUGAUUGCAUCCGGAGAUACAGUGAUGAAGGCGGGAAAAGAGCGUGACGAUCUUGCGCGACAGGAGGGUGUCAUUGGUUUUGAGAUGGAGGGUGCUGGAGUGUGGGAUAGCUUCCCGUGUGUGGUGAUCAAGGGUGCUUGCGAUUAUGCCGACAGCCACAAGACGAAGGCAUGGCAGAAUUAUGCUGCUGCGACGGUGGCAGUAUGCGCAAAGGCGUUCUUGAGUCACUGGGUGCCUUCUGUCACUGCCGUUCUCAUUCCAUUCGUGAAGAAUGACGCUUUUGUUGGCCGGACCUCUACAAUUCAGAAGUUGCAACAAGCCCUGGGCACGUCACACAGAAUGGCCACGCUCUUCGGCCUGGGCGGUAUUGGGAAAACACAAAUUGCACUCGCAUAUGUCCAUUGGCUCCACGAGAAACACCCAGAGGUCUCAGUGUUUUGGGUCUACGCAAGCAGCGCUGAGCGAUUCCGCCAGUCAUUCAGAACGAUAGCGCGGGAAUGCAAGAUUCCAGGCUAUGAUGACCCAAAGGUAGAUGUACUAAUCCUGGUGAAGAGAUGGCUGGAAAGCGAUACCCGUGAGCAGUGGCUCAUGGUGAUCGACAAUGCUGACGACAUGGAUCUUUCCUUUAAUUCACCUAGCCCUGGACACGCCAUCAACACAAUCGCAAGCAAUGGUGAUUUCGCGGACUAUAUUCCAAGCAGCAAAUAUGGAGCCAUCGUCGUCACAACAAGAAACAAGCAGGUGGGGGCCAGACUCACUAAGGGACUGAAUCUGAUUGAGGUGAAUGGUAUGGAUGAGAAGGAGUCAACCAGCCUACUUCAGGGAAAGCUGGAAGGCGAACACUUCAACUCAAAAGAUCUACCAGAGCUUUCAUCAAAACUGGACCACCUCCCCCUUGCCCUUGCUCAGGCUGCCGCUUUCAUCCAGGAGAACAAUGGCGAUCAGAGACUGGUGGAGUUGCUCAGCGAGGACUUUGAAACUGUGGGAAGAGACUCAGACACACCCAAAGCCGUCGCAAAGACUUGGAUGUUCUCGUUUCAAAAGAUCCAGGGACAGAAUGUCUUCGCCAGUGAGCUGCUAUCACUGAUGAGCCUGUUCGAUCGACAAGCGAUCCCAAGGGCAUUCCUGUCAAACUAUGGAGAGCGCAACAACAGCUUCGAAAGCCUCAAAGAGCUUGAACAAGCUAUAGGCAUUCUAAAAGCAUUCUCUCUCGUCUCUGAAGAGAGCGGCGGCAAUCUCAACAUGCACCGACUUGUGCAGUUAGUAACGCGCAAGUGGCUCAUUACAAAGAAAACCAUCAGUCGAUAUGAGGGGCAGGCAAUGCUAACUAUGUCGUACCUAUACCCAGAUGGCAAUUUUGAGAACCGUACCAGUUGUAGUGCGUAUCUGCCACAUGCCAAUGCAGUCUUGAAGGGUUCUGCUAGUGAAUCAAGAGAGGAGGCAGAGGCUAGGGGCUACCUCCUCCAUCGCAUGGCUGCAUACAUGAUGGUGGAAGGAAAAUGGAAAGAUGCAGAAAAGCUGGGCGAGCAAGCAGUGGAUAUUCUGAAACAAGUGCUAGGCGAGGAAACCCCCGAAACACUUGCUAGCAUGGGCAACCUAGCAUGGACAUACCGAAAUCAAGGACGCUGGGGCCAGGCUGAGAAGCUAGGCCUGCAGGUAUUCGAGACUCAAAAGCGGAUUUUAGGCGAGGAGCACCCGAACACACUUAUCAGCAUAGGCAACCUAUCAUUGAUAUACCAAAGUCAAGGACGCUGGGACCAGGCCGAGGAGCUAGGCUUGCAGGUUAUAGAAACUCAAAAGCGGAUAUUAGGCGAGGAGCACCCGAACACACUUACCAGCAUAGACAUCCUAUCAUUGAUAUACCAAAGUCAAGGACGCUGGGACCAGGCUGAGGAGCUAGGCUUGCAAGUAUUCGAGACUCAAAAGCGGAUUUUAGGCGAGGAGCACCCGAACACACUUGCCAGCAUGAAUAACCUGUUGAUAACAUACCGAAGUCAAGGACGCUGGGAUCAGGCUGAGGAGCUAGGCUUGCAGGUAUUAGAGUGUCAAAAGCGGAUAUCAGGGGAGGAGCACCGGGAUACACUUGCCAUCAUAGGCAACCUAGCAUCGACAUACCGUAAUCAGGGACGCUGGGACCAGGCUGAGAAGCUAGAGUUGCAGGUAUUCGAGAGCCUGAAGCGGCUAGUUGGUGAGGAGCACCCGGACACACUUUCUUGCAUGAGCAACCUGGCUGGUACUUGGUACGAGUCCGGCCGGUGUCAUGACGGGAUGGUUCUUCUGCAGGAUUGCGUUCGGAUAUAUGAGCGUGUCAUAGGGCCUGAUCAUCCAGACACCAGGAGGUUAUCAGAAAUCCUUUCGAGAUGGCAAGGGCCGGGUUCUUAG
Ilyonectria robusta is the source of this 4299-nucleotide messenger RNA. RefSeq lists its product as uncharacterized. Bases 1 to 4299 code for a protein of 1432 amino acids. Gene Ontology annotation, biological process: nucleoside metabolic process. Gene Ontology annotation, molecular function: ATP hydrolysis activity; protein binding. The record is from RefSeq and is a predicted model, not a curated record. Lineage: Eukaryota; Fungi; Ascomycota; Sordariomycetes; Hypocreales; Nectriaceae. The transcript has 7 exons. Gene Ontology annotation, cellular component: kinesin complex.